Telopea speciosissima is the source of this 1241-nucleotide messenger RNA. RefSeq names its product F-box/kelch-repeat protein At3g24760-like. The coding region runs from base 34 to 1218 and encodes 394 amino acids. The record is from RefSeq and is a predicted model, not a curated record. NCBI's taxonomy places the organism in Eukaryota, Viridiplantae, Streptophyta, Magnoliopsida, Proteales, Proteaceae. The transcript has a single exon. Gene Ontology annotation, molecular function: protein binding.
UUUUUUAUUCUGAUUCUCUUCCAGUAACCAAUAAUGGAAGAAAACGAUGCCCCCCCCGCUUGUUCGGUCCAAUAUGAUUGGAUUUCCCUGGGUUCAGACUUAACAGACCUGAUCCUCUCCUACCUUCCUAUACGAUCCAUCGUCAGAGCUAGCGCUGUCUGCAAGCUCUGGCGCUCCAUCGUCACCUGCCCAUCAUUCUCCACCCGGGUCUCCUUGGCCAAGAAGCCCUGGUUCUUCCUCUUUGGUCAAAACAGUAUCUUCAUCAAGAACAACCAGGCCUUCGCCUUCGACCCAGAAGCCAACGAAUGGAUCCGCCUCCCUUCCAGCCUCUGCCCCAGUCCUUGUCAAGAAGAAUCCUUCCUUGGCUCCGGUGGUUUCUUCUUCACCACCACCUCUUCCACUACUUCUCGCUUCAGCUACUCCCCUAUCCUCUGCGGUUUAUGGCGUGAGACCUCGCCGCUCAGGUUCUCUCGUUGUAAUCCCCUCGUUGGUGUCUUCGACGACGAGUCUGGUAUCUCUCGGUUCAUCGUCGUCGGUGGAGUCAGAUUCAUUGGUGGCCUUGUCGACAUCGAGGACCGCUUGGCCGUCGAGAUCUACGAUCCUAGGAUCGACACCUGGGAGCUUUGCCCUCCAUUACCGGCGGAUUUCAGAUCUGGAAACUCGUCUCAGUGGCUCACAUCUGCUCUAUUCAAAGGCAAAUUCUUCGUCUUUGGCAUCUACUCCUGUUUCAUUUCCUCCUUCGAUCUGAAGUUUCAUUUAUGGAGCGAAGUGCAGACGCUGAGGCCACCUGGGGUGAUGUUCUCGUUUUUGCUGGCUUGCACGGACCAGCUUGUCCUCGCGGGUCUCUGCAACACCCCAAGAGCCCCAUCGUUUAAUCUGUGGAGGGUCGAUGAGGAGACUAUGGAGUUCAGUGAGAUUGCGAUCAUGCCUCAGGACUUGCUGAAUUGCUUGUUUGAUAGUGAUGAGGACGAGAAAUUUGCAAGCUUGAAGUGUGUGGGAUUGGGGAAUUUGAUCUAUGUGUUCAAUGAAGAGCAUCACAAGAUAUACCCAGCUUGUGUUUGUGAAAUUAACAGCAACUCGAAUAAAUGCAUCUGGAGAAAGUUACCAGAUUUGCCGGCACCGGUGAAUCGGUUUCACAAGGUCAUUAGCUUCUGUUCUCAGAUUCCGCUUCACAGUGUUCUCAGGGAUGAAGAGGACGGAGAAGAGAUGCUAGGCUGAGCUAAGAAAAUUGGGUGGCUCUC